AUUUCAUUCUGUUAUCCGAACAUACGGGCAUUUUCAAAACGAGUAAUCUCCCUUUCCUAGUUACGCCGAUUUCCGAUGUCAAGGAGGUGAAGCUUUGAUGUAUAGAUAAUAGGGCAGAUGCUCAUUUUUAAUAAAGAAUUUGUCGUGAAUGCACCUGUGUCUUAUAUUGUUAUUUUAAUUGAAACAUGCCCAAGUCAUGUUGUGCAGUUGGCUGUAAAAAUCACAACUUGAUGCUGAAAAGAUUAUCAUUCUUUAGAUUUCCUAGAAAUGCCGACAGACAAAUUAAGUGGUUAGCUGCACUUAAAAGAGACAAACCAGACGGUACACCGUGGGUUCCAACAAAACACUCAGUAAUAUGUAGCGAGCAUUUCAUCACAGGUAAACCAAAUGAAGAUCACGACCACCCUGACUAUGUGCCUUCUGUGUUCUCCUUUGCUGUAACCAAUACAAAGACAGUUCAACAGAAAAAAAUAGAGCGUUAUGAAAACGUAGCUAAAAGGAAAAUCCACUUCACAUCACCAGAUUUAGCUGUGAAAAGGGUGAAAUUUGACCAAAAUCUUCCAACCCCUGAAACAUGUAUUAUGUAUGAAGCAACACCAUGUUCACCUUUAAGACAAAAGAAGGAAAAUAUAGCAACUUCGCCGUUAUCACCUAUGCCGUAUCUUAAUCAUGCUUUCAUGGAAUCACCUGCUAGGGGCACGUCUGCCAUACACAGACCCGUUACCUCAUCUGAACGGGAAAUGAUUUAUAGUGAAAUGGACAACUUACGAUCAGAACGAGACCGUCUGAUACAGGAAAAUGAUAAACUCUCUUCUCAGAUAACAACGCUUAGACUUUCUUCCUCUAUCAUUGAAAACAAUGACGUCAAAUCCAAUUUUUAUACUGGUUUGAAGUGGGAUGUUUUCCUGUCCGUAUUUACAUUUUUGCAGACAUUUAUGACAAGAACGCCUCUAGCAAGUAAAUUGGCAUUGCGUGAUCAAUUCUUUGUGACAUUAGUUAAAUUAAAGUUAGAUAUGCCGUUUGAGUAUAUUGCAGACCAAUGUGGAAUUCCUUCUUCUACUCUUCAUGACAUGUUCUGGAGGUGGAUUGACCUAAUGAGUACAAAGCUUGACUUUCUGAUACACUGGCCUGAUCGUGAAACAAUGAAACGUACAUUACCAAGUGUUUUCAAGGUCAAAUACCCUCGACUAACAUGUAUAAUAGACUGUUUUGAAAUAUUUAUAGAUAGACCAAAAAAAUUAAACGCCAGAGCAAAAUGCUACUCCAACUAUAAAAAGCACAGUACUGUUAAAGUUUUAAUUGGCUGUAGCCCUUUAGGUUCAAUAACAUUUUUAUCUGAAGUAUGGGGCGGUAGAGUGUCAGACACCGAAAUUGUGAGGUAA
Messenger RNA from Mytilus trossulus (common blue mussel), 1382 nucleotides. RefSeq lists its product as uncharacterized. The coding region runs from base 186 to 1382 and encodes 398 amino acids. NCBI's taxonomy places the organism in Eukaryota, Metazoa, Mollusca, Bivalvia, Mytilida, Mytilidae. The record is from RefSeq and is a predicted model, not a curated record. The transcript has 2 exons.